Molecule: messenger RNA, 342 nt
Organism: Bombus terrestris (buff-tailed bumblebee)
Lineage: Eukaryota; Metazoa; Arthropoda; Insecta; Hymenoptera; Apidae
Product: dolichyl-diphosphooligosaccharide--protein glycosyltransferase subunit 4
Exons: 1
Coding region: 1-105 (34 amino acids)
Source: RefSeq, a predicted model, not a curated record
AUGAUCACAGAUGUACAGUUGGCUGUAUUCUGCAACAUUCUUGGAGCGACAUUAUUUUGCUUAGUAUUUCUCUUUCACUACGUAUAUGCUAAUUAUUCGAAGUAAAGGAGUAAUAUGUUGCUGAACAUAACCUUAAUCCGCUUCAUCAAACACUAAUACAUAUAUUGAUACAUUAUGUAUUGUUUUUAAUACAUAAUGGUUACUUAAAGUAAAUGAUAUCAUGUUGGUAAAUAUAUUGUUUAUAAAAUAAAAAAUUUUUACUUUCUUCAUUCCUUGCAUAAAUAGCAUGUAAAACAUAUACCAAUUGUAAAAUAAAGAUUAAUGGAUAUAUAAUCAGUAAAA